AAAUCGAGGUAGCCCCAGGUGUGACGUCAAACAUUCUCCACCAUCUUGGAUCACAUUGUGUGUGGAUAAAGCAAUCCACUUCUGUUUGUCAUUUUAAAAAACAUAAUGAAUCCCGAAAAAUUAAAGAAUUUACAGUCCCAAGUUAGGAUAGGGGGUAAGGGUACACCAAGAAGGAAGAAGAAGGCAGUCCACAGAACAGCAACCACAGAUGAUAAAAAGUUACAAAGUUCCCUUAAGAAAUUAGCAGUAAACAAUAUACCUGGAAUAGAAGAGGUAAAUAUGAUCAAAGAUGAUGGACAAGUAAUUCAUUUCAACAAUCCAAAAGUACAGGCUUCACUAGCUGCCAACACAUUUGCAAUCAAUGGUCAUGCAGAAACAAAACAGAUCACAGAGAUGCUACCAGGAAUCCUCAAUCAGUUAGGAACUGAGGGUUUGACUAAUCUCAAGAAAUUGGCAGAGAGUGUAGCAGGCACUGCUGCUGGAGAUGGAAAUAAACCUGCCACAGAUGAAAUAGAUGAUGAUGAUGAUGAAGUACCAGAUUUGGUUGGUACCUUUGAUGAAGCAUCAAAAGAUGAGAAGGACUCUGCUUGAGUAAGGACCUGCUAGCAUUGCCAGGACAUCGGAUGCAAGCAGAAUCACCAAUGCAACAACAUCACAUCUGUGAACUAGGACUGCUUGUACAGAGGGCGAGAUGUGUGUUUGUGUGUACUUUCUGUGACAAGAUGACAGUGGCGAGAUGUGAUGCCGCAUUAGAAGCCAAAUACAGGAGAAAUGACAUAAAUGAUCAUUGAUGCAGACUGUGACUAUGUUUUUGUAUGUAAACCCAAGAUUAACUCUAAGCAUGAUUGCUCUGCUUGAAAUAUUGGGAACAAUUGUAUAAACUCUUUGUAUAAUAAUAUAAUUUUAACCUAAUAUUUCGGGUGUAAUAAAAUAAAAUAAAAAAAGAAAUGGUUUUUAAUAGUUUCAUGGUCAAAGAGUGCUUGUUUGAGAGUUAAAGAAUGCCUAGAAACUAAAAUAUAAGAAUCCUUUCCAACUACAUCUUAAUAAGUUGAACCAUUUCCAAGUUGGUUUCUUAUAUGAAUUGAAUAAAGUCAAGGUGCCAAAAGACGGACCAAAUUAAUCACUUGUCAGCCCAAAACAUCUUGGGCACUGCUCUUUGAAAUUUUUAGUCUUCAUUAAUGCUGUUUGUGCAAUAGCAUGAUAAAAUGAGUGGCAGAAACUGGAGAGGGCUAAACUUAGCACAAUGAAAAUUACAUAUGUUCAAGUAUCGAUUUUCUGGAGGUAUGACAAAAUGCCCAAUGUGUAGGAAGAAACUGAUUCUUAUAAUUUACAUACAUAAAAGGGCAUUCACUCUCACUAUGUGUCCUUUAAAAAAAAGGAAUGAAUAAAGCAAAAAAAAAAAAAA
Messenger RNA from Lingula anatina, 1405 nucleotides. Its product is annotated as transcription factor BTF3 homolog 4. Lineage: Eukaryota; Metazoa; Brachiopoda; Lingulata; Lingulida; Lingulidae. The record is from RefSeq and is a predicted model, not a curated record.